AUGAGUUCCGAUAUCGAGAAGGACACGGCUGGUAGAACCACGACCCAUGAGAGCUCCCUCAAGGGCAUGUCUGUCGAAGAGCGAGAAGUCGCAGAGGCAGCAGCUCGCUAUGGAUACGGUCCUCUAGCCAACGGAAACACCAGCGUAGCUGCGUUUGGGAAAUUCCAGCCGUCGCCAGCACCAGCGCCAGCAGCAGCAGCACCCAGCAAGUCCUUCGCAAACCCUGGGCCCUUGGGACUGUCUGCUUUCGCCCUCACCACUAUGGUGCUUAGUCUGAUCAACAUGCAAGCUCGCGGCGUCACCGCGCCUCAUCUUGUCGUUGCUUCAGCUUUUGGGUACGGUGGAUUGGUACAGCUUCUCGCUGGCAUGUGGGAAAUGGCCGUUGGAAACACCUUUGGAGCCACUGCUCUCUCCUCGUACGGUGGAUUCUGGAUCUCGUACGGCAUUAUCUUCACUCCUGGUGGCUUCAAUAUCAUUGAAAAUAUCAAGGAAGCGAACGGUAUAACCGGUGUAAACAACGUAACCGGCUUCUGGCUCAUGUCCUGGUGGAUUUUCACCACUCUCUGCCUUGUCUGCACCUUCAAGACCAACAUCGCCUUCGUCCUCCUUUUCUUCACUCUCGACCUCGCGUUUUUGUUCCUUGGAGUUGGUCACCUUAUCGAAUCUGCCCCUGGGAAGAUCUACAUACCUCUCAUCAAGACCGGCGGCUUCUUUGGUAUCCUGGCUGCUCUACUCGCCUGGUACUGUGCCCUCUCUGGAAUGGCAGACCCAAACAACAGCUUCAUCAAGUUCCCGCUUGGACGUCUGCCAUGGAUGGGCAACCAGCGAGUCAAGACUGAGCGCGAGGUGGUUUAA
Trichophyton benhamiae CBS 112371 is the source of this 855-nucleotide messenger RNA. RefSeq names its product plasma membrane ammonium transporter (Ato3), putative. Gene Ontology annotation, molecular function: acetate transmembrane transporter activity. Bases 1 to 855 code for a protein of 284 amino acids. The transcript is spliced from 3 exons. Gene Ontology annotation, cellular component: plasma membrane. The record is from RefSeq and is a predicted model, not a curated record. NCBI's taxonomy places the organism in Eukaryota, Fungi, Ascomycota, Eurotiomycetes, Onygenales, Arthrodermataceae.